AGACGGGUCGACGUUGGCAAGCUCUGGGUGCGGCCACUGCCAUUGCUAGCUGUGCUAUGUCGCCCUUUCCCUAGCUCUAAUUCCAAGGCACCACCGCCAGCAGCAACAGCCCGCCUGCCCAGCAUGGCGACAGACCUCGCCGAGGCCAUGGACCGGCUCCAGCUGGACGGCGACCUGGCGGACCCCAUCGACGAGAUCCUCUUCCAGCAGCAGUCGCCCAGGAAGCGCCGCAAAGAGUCGCCCGACGAGAUCAAGGCGAGGCUUGAGGACAAGUACCUGACUCCGUCGCCAACCUUCUCGACCGCGUGGCUCGACAAGCUGCAGCAACGCUGGGACGUCCCCGUCGACUAUGGCUCGCUCUUCACCCUCCCGCCGACCCAGUCCAGGACCGUGGUCCGCUUCCAGCGCCAGGGCCUCGAGGGCCGCAUCGUGGGCUACGACACGGUGACUGUGCCCGCCGCCAGCGCCACGGCCAAGAACUCGACAUCGCUGCUCCGCAAGCCCGCCGGCAAUGCCGACUUUGUGCGCGGCGCCGCCGGCUUCUUCCCCUUCGCCCCGGGCGGUCUCGAUAGCGUCGAGGCCGCCGCCGCCCUGGACGACCAGCUGCUGCGUGCCUCGGGCGGUGACGCCUCGGCCUCGUCCAAGAACAAGCUCGAGCGUGUCCUACCGGUGGGCGACAAGGCCGGCCUCCUGCAGGUGGCACCGGGCUUGAGCAGGGGAAUCGAUUUGAGCCUGAGAAAAAAGUCGCAGACGGAAGAGGCCAACGCCACAGCUGUGCUGGAUGAGCUGGACCAAGAGCCCGAGCCGAACCCGGACGGCGACGAGGACGAUGCCGAAGCAGCCAGGAUGGCCGCAGACGCCGAGGCGGAUGGUGAUGCGGACGCGGAUGCAGAUCAGGACGAGGAGCUCGACGCGCUCCUCCCCGUCGAGUUCCCAGCGCUCGAGCCGCACGGGCAGCUGGCGGCGUCGAGCGCGCGCAAGGCGGGACGCGAGUGGGCACACAUGGUGGACGUUAAGCGCGAGUUCACCGACUUCCGCGAGCUGGUGCCCGACAUGGCGCGCGAGUGGCCGUUUGAGCUGGACACGUUCCAGAAGGAGGCCGUGUACCACCUCGAGAACGGCGACAGUGUCUUCGUGGCGGCGCACACGUCGGCGGGCAAGACGGUGGUGGCCGAAUACGCCAUCGCGCUGGCGGCCCGGCACAUGACCAAGGCCAUCUACACGAGCCCCAUCAAGGCGCUGAGCAACCAAAAGUUCCGCGACUUCCGCCAGACGUUCGACGAGGUCGGCAUCCUGACUGGCGACGUGCAGAUCAACCCCGAGGCCAGCUGUCUGAUCAUGACGACCGAGAUCCUGCGGAGCAUGCUGUACCGGGGCGCCGACAUGAUCCGCGACGUCGAGUUUGUCAUCUUUGACGAGGUGCACUACGUCAACGACUUUGAGCGUGGCGUGGUGUGGGAGGAGGUCAUCAUCAUGCUGCCUGACCACGUGUCGCUGAUCCUGCUGUCGGCCACGGUGCCCAACACGUACGAGUUCGCCUCGUGGGUCGGCCGCACCAAGAAGCGCGACAUUUACGUCAUCUCGACCCCGAAGCGCCCCGUCCCGCUCGAGCACUACCUGUGGGGUGGCAAGGGCAUACAUAAGAUCGUCGACGCCGACAAGAAGUUUAUCGAGAACGGCUGGAAGGACGCCAACUUGGCCAUCAGAGGUAGGGACAAGCCACAGGCUAGCGUUGCGAGCUCCGGAUCCGGCGGUGCUGGAAACCAACGCGGCGGCCGUGGCGGCCCGCAACGGGGAGGCGCCGGCGGCAGAGGCGGACAGCAGAGAAGUGGACAGCAGCAGAGAGGUGGACGGGGCGGAGGUGGCGGCGGGCGUGGUGGCCAGGGACCUCCGCGUGCAAGCCACGCGCCCGGCCACAUGGGCAGGGCUGGCCGGCAGGGAGGGUUCACGUCGAUGGCGCAGGACCGCAACCUGUGGGUGCACCUGGUGCAGUUCCUCAAGAAGUCGACGUUGCUGCCGGCCUGCAUCUUUGUCUUUUCCAAGAAGCGGUGCGAGGAGAACGCGGACGCGCUGAGCAACCAGGACUUUUGCACGGCCAACGAGAAGAGCGCGAUCCACAUGACCAUCGAGCGGUCCAUCGCGCGGCUGAAGCCCGAGGACCGGGUGCUACCGCAGAUUGUGCGGCUGCGGUCCUUGCUGGGGCGCGGCAUCGCGGUGCACCACGGCGGGCUGCUGCCCAUCGUCAAGGAGAUGGUCGAGAUGCUGUUUGCGCAGACACUGGUCAAGGUGCUGUUCGCGACGGAGACGUUUGCCAUGGGCCUGAACCUGCCGACGCGCACAGUUGUGUUCUCGGGCUACCGCAAGCACGAUGGCCACUCGUUCCGCAACCUGCUGCCGGGCGAGUACACGCAGAUGGCCGGACGGGCUGGGCGGCGUGGCCUCGACACGGUGGGCUCGGUCAUUAUCGUGCCGCCGGGCGGGGGCGACGAGGCGCCGCCCGUGGCGGACCUGACCAAGAUGAUACUCGGCGAGCCGUCCAAGCUGCGGUCACAGUUCCGGCUGACGUACAACAUGAUCCUGAACCUGCUCCGGGUCGAGGCGCUCAAGAUCGAGGAGAUGAUUAAGCGUAGCUUCUCGGAGCACGCAACGCAGCAGCUGCUGCCCGAGCACGAAAAGGCCGUCAAGUUGUCCGAGGCGGACCUGGCAAAGGUCAAGCGGGACGAGUGCGCCGUGUGCGACGAGGACGGCUGCAUGGAUGAGUGCCACCAGUCGGCGCAGGACUACCGGCAGUUGACGCAGGAGCUGUACCUUAAACUACUGUCCCUCCCCGUCGGACGCAAAAUGUUUGCGGCGGGCCGGCUCGUGGUUUACACAAAAGACGGCGUGCGCACGGCGGGUAUCUUGUUGAACGAGGGCGCCAGCGCCAAGGGCAGCAGCAGCAGCAGCAGCGGACCGGCGCUCCACGUGUGCGGGAUCCGCAGCGCUAGGGAGACGCGCGACAGCAGCGACAUCCUGCCCUUUAUGCCGGGGUGGGGGCGCUUUUACACGACGCUGCACGCGGGCAACGGCAAGAAGCAGGUGCAGACCAAGACUCUUCACGUGCCGCUGGGCGACGUCGAGUGCCUUACGGCACACAUCACCAAGGGCAUCGUGCCCGAGAUCUUCCAGAACGGCGAGGCACGGAUCGGGGCGCUGAACCAGCUGAAGCGCAUCGCGGGCACGUGGGAGGCGGAGUGGUGGCAGGAGGUGGACAUGUCCAAGAUGCGCAACCUGCAGUUCCAAGAGCUCGUGACGCGGCGGCGGCAGGCCGAGGCGACGGCGACCAAGUCGGCGGCGCUCUCGUGCGGGCAGUUCCUGCGACACUUUGCCAUGUGCCACGACCAGUGGCUGAUCAAGGAGAACAUCCAGCAGCUGCGGCAGGCGCUGUCGGACCAGAACCUACAGUUGCUGCCCGACUACGAGCAGCGCAUCCAGGUGCUGCGCGACCUCAACUUUAUCGACGAGUCGUCGCGCAUCCAGCUGAAGGGCAAGGUGGCGUGCGAGAUCCACAGCGGCGACGAGCUGGUGCUGACGGAGCUGAUCCUGGACAACGUGCUGGCCGAGUACGAGCCGGCCGAGAUCGCGGCGCUGCUGUCGUGCUUUGUGUUCCAGGAGAAGACCGAGUCGGAGGCGCAGCUGCCGGCGCGGCUGCAAAAGGGGCUCGAGACCAUCGUGGCGCUGAGCGACAAGGUCAACAACAUACAGACGCUGCGCCAGGUGAUCCAGGUGGGCGACGAGUCGGCCGACUUUGCGAGCCGGCCACGGUUCGGGCUGGUCGAGGUGGUGUACGAGUGGGCGCGGGGCAUGAGCUUCAAGAACAUUACGGACCUGACGACGGUGCUCGAGGGGACGAUUGUGAGGACCAUCACGCGGCUGGGCGAGACGUGCCGCGAGGUGAAGAACGCGGCGCGCAUCAUUGGCGACCCGGAGCUGUACCAGAAGAUGCAGGCGGCGCAGGAGCUGAUCAAGCGGGACAUUACGGCUGUUGCGAGUUUGUACAUGUGAAGUUGAUGUAUUCAUGCUCUAGGCAAAGUGGAAGCAAGCCAGUGUUUAAACAAAAGGACAGAAGAAAAAAAGAUAGGUGGAUGGAUAUUCGUCAAGCCGUGAUCUGUGCCGGUCAAUAUGAUACUCCU
Molecule: messenger RNA, 4172 nt
Organism: Gaeumannomyces tritici R3-111a-1
Lineage: Eukaryota; Fungi; Ascomycota; Sordariomycetes; Magnaporthales; Magnaporthaceae
Exons: 2
Coding region: 124-4044 (1306 amino acids)
Biological process (GO): nuclear-transcribed mRNA catabolic process, 3'-5' exonucleolytic nonsense-mediated decay
Cellular component (GO): Ski complex
Molecular function (GO): ATP binding; RNA helicase activity; RNA binding
Source: RefSeq, a predicted model, not a curated record